AUGGCGCCGCGCGAAGAGCUCGUGGCUUCAGCCGUCACCUUCCUCCGUGACCCAUCGGUCGCUGCCUCGCCUAUUGAAAAGCGCAUCGAAUUUCUCAAGUCGAAGAACCUUACCCAGGAAGAGAUUGACGUCUCUCUAGGCCGAGCUGCAGAGGAUCCGUCUCAGCCCGCCUCGCCACAGAAUGGCUUCUAUCCUCCACCUGCACCCUACCGUGGUCCGCCGCAAGGACAGUACGGCAACUAUCCAUACAACCCCUAUGGCCAAUUCCCACAAGCACCACCAGAACCUCCGAAACGUGAUUGGAGGGACUGGUUCAUCAUGGCUACCGUGGUGGGAGGUGCUGGCUACGGACUAUGGGUGCUGGCGGACAGAUACGUCAAGCCACUGAUCGCUCCUCCGACACCGCCGCAAUUGGAACAAGACAAGACCGCAAUCGAUGAGCAAUUCAACAAGGCUUUUGCGCUCCUCGAUACCCUAUCACAAGACACAGAAUCAUUAAAGAAGGCAGAAGAGCAGCGCACACAGCGUCUCGACUCUGCCAUUACCGAUAUCGAAUCCAUCAUUUCGGAGCUAAAGGCUGCCAACACAAAGCGCGAGGAUGACUCAAGACGGAUGGAAGCGGAAAUCAAAACCAUGAAGGAUAGCUUACCGCGCUCGAUUGACAACGUGCGGGACGCCAGCGAGCGGCAGCUGAAGGAGCUGAGUGCUGAGUUGGGUAGCUUGAAGCUGCUCAUGGGCAACAGACUUGGUUCUGGCGGUGGCGGAGGAGGCGGCAUGGCCAAUAUUCCCAAGACUCAGCCAGCCAACAUCUCCAGCGUGUCUAACAGCGCCUCGCAAACACCCGUGGGCGAGACGACACCAGGAAGCAGUGGCAACGUUACUGGCGUUAAUGGCAUGGGCAAGGCACCUAGCUUUGCCAUGCCGGGCGCGUCGUCGCAGUCGGCAUCUACGCCUCGACCUGCAUCGUCAACGUCGUUCGGCACCAGCGGCAACAAGACGCCAGCGGCCAUCCCGGCCUGGCAGAUGGCCGCACAGAACAAGCAGAAGGAUUUUAACAUCGCGCCGACGCCCAGCACAGGAACCAACGGCGUCACCAGCCCUCCCAUCGACGGUGCUGAUGCUAUUGCCGCCCUCAAUGCGACAUAG
This is a messenger RNA of Cyphellophora europaea CBS 101466, 1146 nucleotides long. RefSeq lists its product as uncharacterized. Gene Ontology annotation, molecular function: signaling receptor binding. NCBI's taxonomy places the organism in Eukaryota, Fungi, Ascomycota, Eurotiomycetes, Chaetothyriales, Cyphellophoraceae. Bases 1 to 1146 code for a protein of 381 amino acids. Gene Ontology annotation, biological process: protein import into peroxisome matrix, docking. Gene Ontology annotation, cellular component: peroxisomal membrane; peroxisomal importomer complex. The record is from RefSeq and is a predicted model, not a curated record. The transcript has a single exon.